UUUAGGUCACCUCUUAAGGAUGCCAGUCAUUUCUGUAGGAUACGUAUGGAUACAGUGUAAACAGUAGAAAAAGUUAGAGGAGGGGCUAAACUAAUCAGUGGGAGGAGUCAGAAGAUGCACGCAAUCAACAUAACCCCCCGGUGGGAGACGUUAGGGGACCCCCUUAGAUUGCGGGAGACCUCUCUACCUACGGCGGAUCCGUGCAGCUGUAAACAGGAUCCACCUUCCUUGGAUUUCACAUGGAAGAAUCCGGUGACGGUUAUUUUAUCCAAGCCAUACAGAAGCCUCAUGUUUACAAAUCCUUUAGUGGGACUCUGCUGACCCCACCACACAACGUCGCCCACCUUUUUACACCCCUUCCGGCUUCCCCUCUCAUAACCUCCAGCAAUCUCCAAGGUUCACUUCAGCCAUGUUCCAACGCUUCACCCGACUGUUCUUCAGCGAGAGACCAGCCAGUGACCCCGUAGAACCAAAAGCCUUUGUAACAGAGGAGGAAGAUGAUGGCUGGCUAAUUAUCGACAUCCCAGAUAGCUACACCUUAACUUCAAGCAGGGAUGAUGUGGCAGAAGGCCCAACGGACAGUAUUGACUCUAGCCCACUGCCACACUCCCUGGGUGAGCGGAUUGGUUGGUCCAUUCCCCCCCUUCCACCCCAGUCGAUGGACGAGAGCUGGUUCGUUACCCCUCCCCCCUGUUUUACUGCAGAGGGUCCUGGACAUGAUGCAUUGGGAAGCAGUCCACUGGAAGACCUCCUCAUCGAGCACCCCAGCAUGUCCGUGUACAUCACUACUGGCAGCAUCGUGGUGGAGGAAGACACCCAUGAAAUAACCAGAGACAGGUCACCAUCCAAAACCAGAGUGGAGCGUCGCACACCUCACCAUGCCACCUCAGUUACUGCCAAAGCCGCUAUUUUAGAAAAAGUAGGUCAAGUCUCAAGGAUCCAACGCGCCAAAGCUGUGGUGGAUAGGCGCAAGCUAGGACGUAAAAAUCUACAGAGGCAGAAUCUGGCGCGGGAGUUCCAGGGUCGCAAUGCAGUGCGGCACCGCAAUUAUCUGUGCCAACCGAGACAGCGCCAGUGCUACCACUGAACUUCUUUUAGCUUGUUUACAUGAACAUGGGCAUUAUCUCUACCCGGAAAUCUCCUGUCCUGCCUCCUGGGUUGGCAAUACCGUCUCUUGCCUCUGCUUUCCCUUACCCUAAGCACAAGACCACCCGUCCCCCUCUUUGUUUUCUGGUAGUAAACAUACCCCUCAUGCCAGUGCUGUAAGUACACCCCAUUACUAGCGUCUUUAUUAAGGGGGGGUAACCUACACAGUUUGUCGAGAAGUUACCCGAACCCUUGAGAGUCAAUGGGGGACAUUUAUCAAAACACGUGUAAAGGAAAACUGGUCUAGUUGCCCAUACCAACCAACCAGAGUCCAGCUUUUAUUUUCCAAAGGAGCUCUGAAAUAUGUAAGUUGGAAUCUGAUUGGUUGCUAUGGGCAACUAAGCCAGUUUUCUGUUACACCAGUUUUGCUAAAUCUCCCCAAUAUUUUUAUUUCUUCAUAUUCUCACAUCCUCAUUCAGCAAAAAAAUGUAUUAUGGGGUAUUCUGGUUAUGUGUGACCCAUUCGCCAAUGGUAUGGCAUGUUGUAAUACAUGAGGGUAACUGUGACCCUGGAAAUAUAUCAAUGGCUAUUAGAGGAGACCUUUAAGGUCCAGUUACAAGGAACUUUAAUGAUAAACCAUAUUGUCUUAUAUAUCUUAUUCUCUAGAACUGAUGGCAGUCAUUAGCAUUACCAAUUUAUUUGAAAAAUCAAGUUACCCCCUACAUUGGGGGCAUUUAUCAAAACUGCUGUAAUGGAAAACUGGCUUAGUUGCCCCUUGCAACCAAUCGGAUUGCUUGUUUCAUUUUCCAAAGGAGCUUUGAAAAAAUGAAAGGUGGAAUCUGAUUGGUUGCUAUGGGCAACUAAGCCAAUUUUCCUUAGCAACUUUGAUAAAUCUCCUCCACUGAGUACAUAGGUUAUGGCGUGCAAUCUAUCCACCACAUCGGUUUCCAACAUGCACAGUGGGUUUCUAACACGUUCCCUUCACUUGCCAGAGGGACCUGCAAUGCUUGGCAUCAGCAGAAAGGGGGCGCAGGUUGACGAUGGCAAGUGGAUGUAGAUAAGCAGGGGAGGAGCGAGGGGAAUCUGCGGCAGAAAGGUAAUCCGAUGAGUAUCCCAAUAGAGCGUAUGAAGAAAGAGAUGACGGCGAGGACGUAGGGCUUCUGGGCAGGCUAAUGAAUUCCCAGUGUGUGUCGUUAGAAAGACCGCCUUCUCUAGCCUAUGACUAUUUAUUAUAUUUUAAUAUAUUAGUACAUAUAGUAUAUACUUACGUAUUAAAACAUGUACUAUUUAGGGCUAUAUAUUUAAGUGAAAUACUAAUUUAUUAAUGUAAAGGAAAUUUGAAAAAAAUACCGUCAAAUCUGGGACUCCUGUCCUAUGAGGUGCAAUACCAGACACAUCCUGUGGAUAAGAGUGGCGCUGUUUCUGGGGGGGGGGGGGAGAAAAAGCGUCUUACCUCUUGUAAUCCUACAUGACCCCUUUAAGGGCUGGUAUUUACUGAGCAGGCACCUGGUGAUUAAUCGGAGUACAAUUUCCUGGCACCGCCUAGUAAACACACGGGGUGAAUCAUUCUGUCACAGCAGCCAUACUGUCAUGGAGGAAGAGAUAUGAGAGCUUGAGCAUUGCAUGUCCCUCAUGUACUCGGUGCGGGUGACCUGAUUUAUAACGAUGGCGUCCCCUGUUGCAACCAAUCGGAUUUCGGCUGCCAUUUUAUUAAAGGGUAGAGAAUGGCAGAAGAUACCCCGAUUGCUCGCAAUGGCGGACGCCAAUAGGGUGUUCAGAUACACAACCAACCCAGCCAAUCGGGCGCCUCGUUACUGACCUGCCAUCACAACAUGUCAUAAUUAACCCUGUAACAGCUGCACUGAGACGGUAUAAUGGACAACGUUAUUAUGACCUGGUGGUGACUUACCCCGUCGACCUACCUGACAGACUUGUAUAUAAUCACUUUAAAGGUGCUUACUAGAGUGGCGUGUACAUAUUUUAGGACACUAUGACGCAUGUGUGAGUAUUUGACGGCGGUGUUUUCACAAAAGGGGAAUAUGCACCCACCAGAUGGAUGUGACGCUUCAUUUUCUUUUCUAACGGACUUCUGUAAAGGAAUGACGCGUGUGCGUGUGUGAGGAAAUGUACAUUUCUGUGUGGACUCAGGGACCCUAUCAGCUAGUGAGGAAGCUAUCUGGGUGUGCAUGUUAAACCAAACAUACCCAUCCCCCACCUACUCCCAAGUGCAGGCAGCCAUUUUGUGUGCUCAGCCAUGUGUUGGCUGUCGAUAUCACUGCCUCGGGUUAGUAGGCUACAGGUCCACCUUUAUAGCAGAUAUCAAACUGUUGAGCUGUACGUGGCUUUGCCCGUUUCAGUGGCAGACGUCUUGCUAACCCCCUCUGACACUGAAAGGGCGGCCAUUUUCUCAAAGGAAAUGAUACAUUUCUCCGUCCAUUUUGUUCUGUUGGUUAAAUCUGUUACGUACAUCUUCAUAUACAAGUUCUGCGAGAGUAAUAAUUCUAAAUGCCAUAUAAAAUGGCUACUAAAUUUCUGUAGAGCUCCUGAGUUCAAGGGCAUACAUUCAAGUAUUCCUUUAGGCGUGGUCCGCACAUGCAGUUGUGUGGCGGUUUUUAGGAGGAAAAUGGUCCUCUCUCUUUUAAAAUCUGUUCUGAAAAAAAAAAAAAAAAAAAAACAAUCUGCAAAUUUAAAGGGGUAUUCCAGGAUUAGGAAAAAAAACAUGGCUGCUUUCUUCCAGAAACAGCACCACCCCUGUGCUUGGGUUAUGUCCGAUAUUACUGCUGAGCUCCAUUGAAGUAAAUGGGGCCGAGCCGCAAUACAACACGACAGGGGUGGUGCUGUUUUUGGAAGAAAGCAGCCAUGGUUUUCUAAUCCUGGACAAUCCCUUUAAAACGAGAUGCAACAAUGCAGUGUGCGAAAGUUUUAUGAAUUUUGCUGGUUUUAUGCAAAUAAAGCUUAGUGAAUAGAUGUACCACGUUUCUACUCCUUGCCAUUUCCAAGAUCUCCACUUGCCGUCAGUGAAUGGAAACAGAGUCCUGAUAAUGUAUGGCUCACACAGAUGCAUGGCUUUAAAGAUAUUUCUAAAAAUGGAUUUCUACCCAAAACCAGUAAAUCUGAAGUAAGAGCAUUAGUUUGGUAACUUAGUUUUUUACGCAUUUUUCUAUUCGGACAUUUUUUGCAAAUAUAACAGGAAGUGCUACCAUACUGGUUGUCACCAUUCAAUUCGCUUCUCAGAACAGCAUGUCAGCAUAAUUAAUUAAUAAUAGUGACAAUGUUACCGUCCGUUGGUAAGAAGCCAGUUCAAAAAGUGACAACCCAUAUGGCCGCACUUCCUGUUGUCACUUUUGCAAAAAUGGCCGCCACAAUAAAACAGAAAAGUGGAAACCUUACUUUAUUAUUGAACUUUGGUAGCUACUCUAACUCCAGAUUUAAUAAAAUAUGGGCAAUUUUUCAUUUGGUUAGAAAUCCUCGAAAAGUCAUGCAUUUUGGUGAGUAGGACAUUUUAACGGGAAACUGUCACCAACAAUCUCCCCUAUCCAACUGUUUGCACAGACACAUAGUUGUAGUUCACCUCAUUAAAAUACAAUUUUUCUUCUGAGACUUUGUUCCUGAGUUAUGAUACUUUUUGUCAAUAUGCAAAUUAGGCAUUUGGUGCAAUGAGGGCAUCACAAUUGCUCCCAAACCCCACCCCUUUCUGUGGACAGCCCCUCCUUUGCUGCUUUGAUUGACAGGGCUAGGAAGUGACAAAGCAACCAGGGAAGGGCUGACCACAGAAAGGGGUGGAGCGUGGGUGCAACAGGAGCAAUAGUGACGCCCCCAUUGCACCAAAUGCCUAAUUUGCAUAUUAAGAACAAGUAUCAUAAUUUGGGAAGUAGCCUCGGAUCAACAAAAAGAAAAACAGCGUUUUAAUCUGUUGAACCAUAGUUAUGUGUCUCUGCAAACAGAUAGGCACAGCUGUUCAGGCUUUAACUUGGGGUUAGCCCUUUACAAGUGAUGGCCUAUCUUCAGGAUCACUAUGUGAUCAGCGGGGGUCCGACUCCUCGCACUCCCGACCCAUCAGCUGUUCUGCAGUAGCUCUGGCGGCGGGACUACAAUGGGAGCUGCUCUGCACUUACCAUCUCCGUCCACUACACAAAGGACAGACCUGUGUAGUUUCCGGCACAGAACAGAUGAUCGGCAGGGAAGUGGGGAGUCGGACCCCCACAGAUCAGAUAGUAACAGCCUAUCCUUAGUAUAGACCAGGGCUGGCCAACCUGCGGCUCUCCAGCUGUUGCAAAACUACAACUCCCAGUAUGCCCAGUCUGCCUACAGCUAUCAGCCUAAAGCAGGGCAUGGUGGAAGUUGUAGUUUUACAACAGCUGGAGAGCCGCCGGUUGGCCAGCCCUGGUAUAGACCAUCACCUGUAAAGAGUUGAACAUCGCCUUUAAGGCAAUCAGAAAUCUGGAAAGAAAAAAAAUGGUAAGGAAUAGAUACACAUGGUUUAU
Molecule: messenger RNA, 5570 nt
Organism: Bufo bufo (common toad)
Lineage: Eukaryota; Metazoa; Chordata; Amphibia; Anura; Bufonidae
Gene: TP53INP2
Product: tumor protein p53 inducible nuclear protein 2
Exons: 4
Coding region: 410-1087 (225 amino acids)
Biological process (GO): autophagosome assembly; positive regulation of DNA-templated transcription
Cellular component (GO): nucleus; autophagosome
Source: RefSeq, a predicted model, not a curated record